AUGGUUGAUUUUCAGUUCGGUCCUUUCGAGCGGUUAUCAAUGUCUGAUACAUAUUCGAAACCAUUCUCCAUCUCCAAGGAAGAUAAUCAAUUCCGCGUGUUCUAUGACGACAUUGUGUUAAAGGAUCCAACUACACGGUUGGAACCGCACCUCUGUCGUCACACCCCUCUUUAUCUCCCUCCACUACUGUUCAGUCGGUCGGAUGUUCCAUUUCUGUACAACUUUGCCCCCCGCUAUCGUUCCUCUGAAUAUGUGGAACUAGAAGAAAAGUCCCAACGUCUUCCAGUCGCCCGAAAGGCCCGACCAUCCUAUGGCUCGUUUGUGAAGUUGAAUCAACCAACUCCGAUGGAACCAAAUCCUCUGGCACUGCAACGCAUUCAUAGGCUGGGAUCCAUGGUGGUACAGACAUUCGAGUUUGUUACUGAGGUGUGUCUCAUCUCCCUUUUUUGUUACCUUCCAUUUGUCUUGUAUAGUUAA
Echinostoma caproni is the source of this 477-nucleotide messenger RNA. NCBI's taxonomy places the organism in Eukaryota, Metazoa, Platyhelminthes, Trematoda, Plagiorchiida, Echinostomatidae. The record is from the annotation of a GenBank genome assembly.